Molecule: messenger RNA, 1071 nt
Organism: Chaetura pelagica (chimney swift)
Lineage: Eukaryota; Metazoa; Chordata; Aves; Apodiformes; Apodidae
Product: protein kinase domain-containing protein, cytoplasmic-like
Exons: 9
Coding region: 1-1071 (356 amino acids)
Molecular function (GO): non-membrane spanning protein tyrosine kinase activity
Source: RefSeq, a predicted model, not a curated record
AUGGAUGAAGAGAGCUUGACCCUCAUGAUCGCUCAGAUUUAUGCCAAGCAUGAUGCAUGUCCACAUUUAUGGACAGGAACUCUUUGGAGGCAGCCAGAAGGUCAGUUGGCAGGAGUCAAGGCUUUGCUUCCUCUCUAUAGUGCCCCCACAGAGGUCGAGCUGAGCAUCUUGGACUCUCUACCCCAUGCCAGCAUCCUCACUCUGCACGGUCAAUGCUACGAUAACAGCGGAGAUCCCGAAUCCCGGGUCACAGCGAUGCUGGAGCUGGGAUCCCCCCUGGAGAUGAUUCAGCUUCUGCAGACCCCCUGGGAGGAGAGAUUUAAAAUUUGCCUGAGCCUUGUGAAACUGCUGUUUUACUUGGCACAUUCCCCCCUGGGUUCAAUAGUCCUCUUGGAUUUCCAGCCGAGGCAGUUUGUUAUGGUGGAUGGAAACCUAAAAGUGACAGACAUGGAUGAUGCCAGCAUUGAGGAGCUGUCAUGCAAAGAAGAUAAUGACUGCACACUCAACUUCCCUACAAAAAGCUUCCCUCUCAAAUGCUCUGCAGUUGGGAAAUGUGAAGGAAUAAAUGAAAAGAAGAAUCUUUUCAAUGCAUAUCGGUAUUUUUUCACCUAUCUUUUGCCACACUCUGCACCACUGGCUCUGCAGCCCUUUUUGACUGAUAUUCUGAAUGCAACAGGUGAUUUACGAUAUGGAAUAAAUGAAACGCUGAGAGCUUUUGAAAAGGUUUUACAUCUGUACAAGUCAGGGCUCUAUCUGCAGAAAAGACCUCUUCUUCUAAAAGACUACAUCUCCCUAAAGGGCUUCCGAACAGUGGAAGGAGAAGACUACAAGUGCUGGCCCUCCUAUAGCCACCUGGGAUGCUUGCUCUCCAUUCACAGUGCUGAGGAAGCUGCUGCAAUUUGUAAUUCCCAAUCACAGUGUCAAAGUUUUAUUGUCACCCAGCAGAGGACAUGGACAGGACGCCCACUCGCCUCGUUUCAGAGUAGCCCGACUGAUUUAAUACCAGAUGCUAAUGCUGUAGUCUAUAUUAAAAGAUCAGCUUCCUUAGGGGAAAGACUUUUAAGACAAUGA